UUUAUUUUUAUAAUAUUCCUUAUGUAUUCAAACGCCCCACAUUGGGCGCUGAGAUGCACCAUUUUUGCAAUUAUAAAAGCUUUCCGGUUUCUUUUCCGGCUGAACGAAACGAAAUUGAUUUAAAUAGCUUGCGGCCAAAGACCGUUUAAAGUAAAACUAAAAAAGUAAAUUAAGUAGAGGCUUUAUAGAAAUCGGAGAGUGAUGAAAAAGCUAUGGUGUUUGCUCUUUUUGAUAGGUUUUUCUAGUCCUCUGCUUGUGUCUGGCUUUGAGGAUGAGGAAUCGAAUUGCUUCGCCCUGCGUGAUGAAAUAUGUCCCAAUGCCAACAUUACCUUCUGGCUCUACACAAAAGCAAAGCCAGAGGGAAUAGAACUCUCACAAUUUAACCUUCCCAAAGAUGAAUUUCUACCGCUCAAGCCACUCAAGGUGAUAAUACAUGGCUUUAAGGGGCACCGCAAUUAUACUCCCAACAUCCAGCUAAGACCUCUCUUCAAUAACCUAGAUAUUAAUGUCAUAUCUCUGGACUAUCAUAAGCUGGCCUAUGAACCCUGCUACUCGGAGGCAGUCAACAAUGCCAAAUUCGUAGGUCGCUGUAUUGCCCAAUUUCUGGAAACUCUGCUGAAAAACAAAUUGGUCAAGAACAAGGACCUUCAUCUGAUCGGUUUUGGUAUUGGUGCCCAUGUGGCAGGGUUCGUUGGUAAUUUUAUUUCCCAGCACAAGCUGGAGCACAUCACUGCCUUGGAUCCGGCCAAACCACUUUUCCUGGUCAAGGAUAGGGCCCAAAAACUCGAUCCCACGGAUGCUAAAUUCGUGGAUGUGGUGCACACGGAUGUUAUGAUGCUGGGUCUUCUGGAGGCUGUUGGCCAUGUGGACUUUUACUUGAACAUGGGUGUCUCGCAGCCCAACUGUGGACCCAUUAAUCUGAUGGAGACCCAUUUCUGUUAUCACAACCGAGCCGCGGAUUAUUAUGCCGAAUCCAUUUCAAAUCCUUCAGGAUUCUAUGGCUUUUACUGUCCAGACUUCAAGAGCUUCGCAACAGGGGUCUGCGUUCCCUCAAAGGAUUUCGAGGUGAUGGGCUUCGAGGUCCAUCCAGAGGCCAGGGGCAGGUACUUUUUGGACACCAAUAGUAUGCCGCCUUAUGCCAUGGGCUAUAACUUAAAAAAUCUCAAUCGCCAACUGAAAGGUCGCACUUUCAUAAACGAUGAUAUGAUAGAUAAAUUUCUUGAAACAAAUGAUGAAGCUUGAGCCCGUAAACUAUUCCAAAAACUUAUUCUUGCGCCCAACCUUAAAAUGCAGGCCAAAUACCUUUGACACACACACUCAGGCUGGGGUGAGUGCGGCCCACCUUUGCAAUCAACAGGAGGAGCACCACCGGCAGCCAUGUCAACAACUCGUUUGGCCAGGUGACAGAUGCCAAGAAAAAGAAAAUGUAGUGUGUGCGGGGUGUGCCUGAAAAUAAAAGUACAGGGAAAGCAUUUUCACGCGCCUUUGCCUUUUCAUUUGAAACGAAACAUAAUGGAAUUUCGUCGGUUGCGAGGGGCGGCGGUAA
Molecule: messenger RNA, 1546 nt
Organism: Drosophila biarmipes
Lineage: Eukaryota; Metazoa; Arthropoda; Insecta; Diptera; Drosophilidae
Product: inactive pancreatic lipase-related protein 1
Exons: 6
Coding region: 202-1242 (346 amino acids)
Biological process (GO): lipid metabolic process
Molecular function (GO): lipase activity
Source: RefSeq, a predicted model, not a curated record